GGACAGGCAGGAGCCAGCAAAGUAGCUACAAUGACUUCAACAGUUCUGGGGGACAUCCGCGAUGAGGUGACCUGCCCCCUUUGCCUGGAGCUCCUGACCGAACCCGUGAGCACAGACUGUGGCCACAGCUUCUGCCAGGCCUGCAUCACAGAGAAUAGAGAGGAAUCAGAGAUGAGCCAGGACAAGGAGCGCAAUUGUCCUGUGUGCCAGACCAGCUACCAGCCUAGGAACCUCCGGCCSAAUCGGCACCUGGCCAACAUAGCGCAGCGGCUCAGAGAGGUAGUGUUGUGCCCAGGGAAGCAGCUGCAGGUAAUUCUUUGUGCACACCAUGGAGAAAAACUCCAGCUCUUCUGUAAAGAGGAUGGGAAGCUAAUUUGCUGGCUUUGCGAGCGUUCUCAGGAACACCGUGGCCACCAUACAUUUCUCAUGGAGGAGGUCGCCCAGGAGUACCAGGAGAUGUUUCAGGAGUCUCUGAAGAAGUUAAGGAAAGAACAGCAGGAAGCUGAGAAGCUAAGAGCUUUUAUCAAAGAGAAGAGGGCAUCCUGGAAGACUCAGAUGGAGCCCGAGAGACAGAGGAUCCAGACAGAGUUUAGUCAGCUGCGAAGCAUCCUGGACAAAGAGGAACAGCGGGAACUGAAGAAGCUGGAGGAGGAAGAAAGGAAGGGGCUGAGCAUUAUAGAGAAAGCCGAGGAGGAGGUGAUCUACCAGAGCCAGUCACUGGAAGAGCUUAUCUCAAAUCUGGAGCAUCGAUGCCAGGGCUCAGUAAUGGAUCUGCUGCAGGAUGUGAGUGAUGUCAUGCAGAGGAGUGAAUUCUGGACCCUGAGGGACCCCCCAGCUCUCCCUACCAAGCUGAGAAGUAUGUUCCGAGCCCCAGAUCUGAAAAAGAUGCUGCGAGUGUUUCGAGAGCUGACAGAUGUCCAGAGCUACUGGGUGGACGUGACGAUGAAUCCCCACACGGCUAAUUUAAAUCUUGUCCUGUCGAAAAACCGGAGACAGGUGAGAUUCGUGGGUACUAAGCUGUCUGAGACUUCCUGUCUGGAAGAACAUCAUGACUUYAGUGUCCUGGGCUCUCAGCAGUUCUCCUCAGGAAAAUACUACUGGGAAGUAGACGUGACCAGGAAGACUGCCUGGAUCCUGGGAGUGUGUAGCAAUCCCAUGGGACCUGCGUUCUCUGGCAGCCAGUUUGCUAACAAGCAGAAUGCCUAUUCSAGAUACCAACCACAGACUGGAUACUGGGUGAUUGGGUUACAGCAUAAACAUGAAUAUAGAGCCUAUGAGGAUGCUUCCACUUCCCUGCUCCUCUCUAUGACAGUGCCCCCUCGCCGCGUUGGAGUUUUCUUAGACUAUGAGGCUGGCACUGUCUCCUUUUAUAAUGUCACGAACCAUGGCUUGCCCAUCUACACCUUCACCAAAUAUUACUUUCCUACUGCCGUUUGUCCAUAUUUUAAUCCUUGCGACUGUGUAGUCCCSAUGACCCUGCGUCGCCCAAGCUCCUGAGCAUUUGGCUGCCCCCACUCACAGCUGAGUAAUAACCUUC
Molecule: messenger RNA, 1537 nt
Organism: Urocitellus parryii (Arctic ground squirrel)
Lineage: Eukaryota; Metazoa; Chordata; Mammalia; Rodentia; Sciuridae
Gene: Trim6
Product: tripartite motif containing 6
Molecular function (GO): protein binding; zinc ion binding
Source: RefSeq, a predicted model, not a curated record